Molecule: messenger RNA, 1022 nt
Organism: Toxoplasma gondii ME49
Lineage: Eukaryota; Apicomplexa; Conoidasida; Eucoccidiorida; Sarcocystidae
Gene: SRS28
Product: SAG-related sequence SRS28
Exons: 2
Coding region: 147-1022 (291 amino acids)
Cellular component (GO): membrane
Source: RefSeq, a predicted model, not a curated record
GUCAGUUUACUUUUUUUUCGUCUCUUCUCUGCACGCCAUCGUAACACGUGACCAUCCGUAUUUUUUGAGAUAGAAACUCCCCGACAGCGUGUUCGAGAUUGUUUUUUUUUGCUCAGCUUUUGUGUCGCUUUUCGAGAUUGUGCAAGAUGUCGCUUCUUAGCCGAGUAGCUGUGCUGAGUGUCGUCGCACUCAGCUUCGAGAUGCCGAUGAUGCUAGCAGCGGACCCUGAAGCAACUUCCUGUGAGACUGAGGGCUCAUCUAUUUCGUUCACUGUAGAAAAGGCGGGCCAUGUUGUGCGUUUCAACUGUCCCUCGACCUUGGAAGAGAUCAAGCCGGCUUACGAAGCAGGGGACUCAACAAAAGUAUGCACUACGGCCGACUGCUCGAACGAAGCCGCAUUGAAAGAUGUCCUUAAAAGUGCUUCACUUGCACAGGCAGAAGGGUCCGGCUCUUCUGGAGGAAACGAUUUCACGCUGACGGUUGACGCGUUGCCGGAAGCGGAGACAAGCGUUUUUUUCCUAUGCCAAAGAACAGGUGCAUCAAGAAGCGCUCGCCGCUUGGGUACAGCCGUACCAUCGGACAAAUGUGGCGUACACAUUCUCGUCAAAGCGGCACCACAGGCUCCGGUGUGUUCGGCGCAAGAUCACACGCUUGAACUACAAAUCACCGCAGCAAACUCUGAUACAUCGUUCGUGUGCGGAGGCACCUUCAAUGUCAUCAAGCCCGCAAAUGCCGCCAAAGUUCUUCAAGGAGACAGCUGUGAGACUGAAGUAGACUUGGUCUCUCUAGUUCCACACGCCAGUCGCUCGGCCUUGGAACAAAGUGGCCUAAUCAAGCUAUCCGUAACUGAUCUUCCGCAGCAACAGCAGAAACUCUGCUACAGAUGCGAGGACUCUUCUCAAAAGGCCUGCAAAGUUUUGGUAACCGUUUCGGCGUCUCAUACAUCGGAUGCUGCCCGUCUUACCGCUCAGGCAGCUCUUGGAGCUCUCCUGGCUGUUGCAGGGUUGGUGUACAUGGCUUGA